CUAGUGAAUAUAGGAACCAGUGAGUCAAGUUAAAUGUGUUGGCUAGGCAUUGCUCCAACUGAAUUAUCCUGUGAUCAAAAUAAUGUUUGUGUCCUCACAUCCCACACACUUAACUACAGUUUAAUCUCUGUGAACUCUUAAUAUUAUGAUAAGAAUUUCAGCGUUAGUCUGAGUAGCGAUAGUGGUAAUGUUCACGUCCAAAUGGAGAAUUUCCCACGGCUUUGACGGCACAGACCUUUGUAGCAAACAGUGAAAAGAACCUUUUCUAUCCAUUCUGCUUCCUGUGAGCAAAUAUUCUAUUCCUCAUUGUCUGUAAAAAAAAAUCAUUCCAAGUGCAGGGUAGCUAUAACAAAAAUUUAUCACCAGCAAUAUUUACCCUACCUGUAAUUCAUUAUCACCUAUUUUAUUCUAGUUCUCAACAGGACCCGCUGUUCGUUCUCUUUUGCACAGAACGAAAAACCAACCUGAUGAAACUACCACCUGUGAGCAAGGGUGUAGGGUAGAUGUCACAUGGAAUAUUUAUUGUGUCGUUUAGCUCUGAAAGCACUGCUAAACAUAUUGCUUCUUAUUUGCUGUUCCAAAUUGAAAUCAUAUAUGUAAUUAGCUACCAGAUUUCUUUGAACAGAUGUCCAUAUAUUGAAGUAAUACAUUAGUUGCUUGUAAUGAGCUAGAAUCACAGUUUUUGAGAACUCUGAGCUCUUUCCGAGUUGUCCUGCUCUUGAUGCCAGUCCCUGCUCACCUUCUUUGUUUGCCUUUAUGGUAGCACUUACAGUGAAGCCAAGAGAAGUUCACGAAUUGAUAUUAAGUGUGUGGGCAUCUUGUUAUUUUUUUUUCCUAAUGUUUCCAGAGAAAUGUGAGAUAAAGCAGAUGAAUAUGCAUAUGGACUGCCUGGUGUCAGUGUAGGGCAAGUGAGUUCCUUCUGGUGAAGAUAAGCGCUCAACGUGGAGUACAGUGUCAAAGGUCGUGCUGCCAAAGAUAGGUCAGGAUGUGUUUUCAUGUCCAAAAACUGGAAUAAGGAGGAAUCUACAUGUCUGUUCUUCCAAACUGAUAAUAAUCCACAUGGAGGACUUGGAGGAAUUCUGGAGAUACCAGACCAAAUCCCAGUGCUUAUGUGUAUCUUACAUGAGAAAAGCAAGCCACAGUGGGGGGCAAAAGAUGUAUUUUCCCAGCUCAGCAAUCUAGGGUGCCAUCAGUGGAGGAAGAUUCAUCCUGCAAUGUAACCUGGUUUCAUUUUGAAGGUCAGGAAAUCCACAAACAGGUUCAUUGCUGCUUUGUAUCGCAGUUCUGGAAUUGGCAAUAAUGGUAGUGUCUUUCCUUCUAGCAGCAUAGGGACUGAAGACUUGCGGGGAUGUAAAUAUACUAUCUUCUUGGGAAAACACAGUCCUGCAAUUUAAAAAACAAAAACAAAUUAAAAAAAAAAAGUCCCCUCUUGCAGUGUCAAAUUUGUUACGUGCUGGUGCCUUGUUUAAUGACUGCUGCUAGCACAGUAGUUCAGUGUGCUAGAGUAACAUGGCUGGUUUUAUUUGUUUUUGGAAGCUCUUGAGCUUUUUCUCUCCAAGUCUGAUGUUAAUGUGUCUUACAUUCAUGACAUGGAUUACUGUGAGACUUCUGAAAGAUUGUUUGAAAAUGCGAAAAGCUUAGCACAGAGGCAGCUCCUCUUAGAGAUAUGCUCUAUCUUACACAUCAAAAGAGCACAGAUGAGAACAUAGGAGAGACUGUACAAGCCCUCAGCUGGGAGGAGUUAUAGAAACACUUGCCAAUAACCUGACUACGUUAAACCUUUUCCAGAAUGCGUGAGUCUGAGAGAGAAAGGGAGCUAUAAAGGGGGAAGCAGCUAGCAGGGCACCAGACCAACCUGCCUACAGCUCCUGAAAGGUCGUGGCCCAGGUGUGAAGAGGUGCUUUUAGAAGGAAUCAGUAUGGAGCCUGAAGAGUACAGACAGAGAGGGAAAGAGAUGGUGGAUUACAUUUACCAGUACCUGAGCAAUGUGAGAGAGAGACGCGUGACUCCUGAUGUACAGCCAGGUUACAUGAGAGCCCAGUUGCCGGAUUCUGCCCCAAUGGACCCAGACAGCUGGGACAACAUCUUUGGAGAUAUAGAGAAGAUUAUUAUGCCUGGGGUAGUCCAUUGGCAAAGUCCACACAUGCAUGCCUACUUUCCAGCUCUUACUUCCUGGCCUUCGCUCCUUGGAGAUAUGUUGGCUGAUGCAAUUAACUGCUUGGGAUUCACAUGGGCCUCCAGUCCAGCCUGUACAGAACUGGAAAUGAACGUUAUGGAUUGGCUGGCUAAAAUGCUGGGCCUUCCAGAUAAAUUCCUGCACCACCAUCCCGGCAGUGUGGGCGGAGGAGUAUUACAGAGCACUGUGAGUGAAUCAACCUUGGUUGCACUGCUAGCAGCAAGGAAAAACAAAAUUCUGGAGAUGAAGCUUUCUGAGCCAGACACUGAUGAGUCCUCACUCAAUUCUCGCCUCAUCGCUUAUGCAUCAGAUCAAGCACAUUCUUCUGUAGAAAAGGCUGGCUUGAUUUCUCUUGUGAAAAUGAAACUUCUGCCUGUGGAUGAGAACUUUUCCCUCAGAGGUGAAACUUUGAAGAAAGCUGUUGCAGAAGACAGAAAGAAAGGCCUAGUACCACUCUUUGUUUGUGCAACUUUGGGUACAACUGGUGUCUGUGCUUUUGACAAUCUCUCAGAACUGGGUCCAAUCUGUGAUGCUGAGGGACUCUGGCUUCAUAUUGAUGCUGCAUAUGCAGGAACAGCAUUUAUAUGUCCUGAAUUUCGUUUGUUCUUGGAUGGAAUUGAAUAUGCGGAUUCCUUUACUUUUAACCCUUCUAAAUGGAUGAUGGUUCAUUUUGACUGCACUGGAUUUUGGGUUAAGGAUAAAUACAAGUUACAUCAAACCUUCAGUGUUAACCCGGUCUACCUCAGACAUCCCAACUCAGGAGCUGCUGUUGAUUUCAUGCACUGGCAAAUUCCACUGAGUCGCCGAUUUCGUUCUUUGAAGCUGUGGUUUGUGAUUCGUUCAUUUGGGGUGAAAAAGCUUCAAGCUCAUGUCCGACAUGGUACUGAAACAGCCAAAUUCUUUGAAUCCUUGGUUAAAAGUGAUCCACUCUUUGAAAUCCCUGCCAAGAGGCAUCUUGGACUGGUUGUAUUUCGUUUAAAGGGUCCCAACUGGCUGACAGAAAAACUCCUGAAAGAACUAAGCAGUUCUGGCAGGCUCUUCCUUAUUCCAGCAACCAUUUAUGACAAGUUCAUCAUUCGCUUUACUGUAACAUCUCAGUUCACGACCAGGGAAGAUAUUCUGCGAGACUGGAACAUCAUUCAACACACUGCAGCCCAAAUCGUUAGCCAGAAUUAUGGGUUGCACUGCAUCAAUUCUGGUGCUGGGGCAACAAUCCCUAAUAUGAUAGUUAAGUCUAGUUCUGAUGCCAUUAGCAAUGCUUCUCAGCUUUAUCUAGAUGGGGGAAAAUACAAAACACCUUCUAGAAAAAUAGUAGUUCAGCCUAAGAAGUUAGAAGCGAGUCCCAGUACGUGCGUGAUUAGUCAACAAGUGAAAGUUCAAGGGGAUCCUCUAGAUGACUGUUUUCCAGAAGAUGUCCAGGACGUUACCAAACAUAAGUUAACCUCCUUUCUAUUCAGUUAUCUAUCUGUUCAAGGCAAGAAAAAGACGGCACGUUCCCUCAGCUGCAACAGCGUGCCAAUGACUGGUAUUCUUGAGCAAUGUAACCCCAAACCAGCAGCCGCUGACAAGAAGGAGUCUCGUGCAAAUGCCAGAAUUCUUUCCAGGCUGCCUGAAGAGGUGAUGAUGUUCAAAAAAAGUGCCUUCAAAAAACUAAUUAAGUUCUACAGUGUCCCAAGCUUUCCAGAGUGUAGCAUUCAGUGUGGCCUUCAGCUCCCUUGUUGUCCUCUGCAAGCCAUUGUUUAACAAGUAAAAGAGAUUGGUGCUUAAGAGCUUUCCAGGUAGAAAGAGAACCAAAGUUUGCUUAUUCAUAUGCAAUACUAAAAUGUUACUUUGUUCAAUAUGUGAGCGGUGGCAAUGACCGCUGAGAAAAUUCCUGUGCUUUUAUUGGUGGAAACCUUGUGUAUUUAUAGAUUAAAAUGUCAAAUAAAUCUUGUAGGCAUAUAACAUGAAA
Molecule: messenger RNA, 4127 nt
Organism: Tyto alba (common barn owl)
Lineage: Eukaryota; Metazoa; Chordata; Aves; Strigiformes; Tytonidae
Gene: HDC
Product: histidine decarboxylase
Exons: 13
Coding region: 1919-3919 (666 amino acids)
Biological process (GO): L-histidine catabolic process; histamine biosynthetic process
Molecular function (GO): histidine decarboxylase activity; pyridoxal phosphate binding
Source: RefSeq, a predicted model, not a curated record